Molecule: messenger RNA, 2443 nt
Organism: Heterotrigona itama
Lineage: Eukaryota; Metazoa; Arthropoda; Insecta; Hymenoptera; Apidae
Source: the annotation of a GenBank genome assembly
AUGAGACAAUAUUUUUGCACUUUUGGAUACAUCAUAUCUUCUAAUAAAUUUGUGGAUUCUACUUGUGCCUCUUUUAAAUGUCUUGGCCAUACAACAUCUACCCAAUCAACCAAUCGUACUAAUUCAGUAAAAUUUGAACUGGGAACUCUUAAUCCCAAUCCAGAUUUAUCUCUAAAGAGUAAUGGUAUGCUAAGACCAUGUUUUUGCAAAUAUGCUAAAUUUAGUUCCGGACCAGCCAUUUCACGGAAUAAACCGUUUUUAAUUACAUAUUGUGCAAAAUAACAGUAAUGCUAGAGAUUUUGUGUCAUUUUAGAAAACUAUUGAUGUGUCCCAUAUUACAAGUGUUAAGUUCUAGUACUAUUAUAACUGAAAGAAAAUUUCAAAAAAUAAAGUUUUUAAUAAACGAAUUAAUCAUGAUGAGCCUUCGUGACAAGCAAAUAAAUGCUUUAAAACUUAUGUUGAAUUUGAAUCAACCAGAACAGAAAUUAGAAGAAGCAAUACCAGUAUGGAAAGUUUUAAUUUAUGAUAGACUUGGACAGGAUAUUAUUUCACCAUUAAUAUCUGUAAAAGAGUUGAGAGAACUUGGUAUUACACUUCAUAUGCAAUUACAUUCCGACAGAGAUUCUAUUCCUGAAGUGCCAGCUAUUUAUUUUUGUGCACCUACUGAUGAAAACCUUGGCAGGAUCGGCCAAGAUUUACAAAAUGGUUUAUAUGAUAUUUAUCAUUUAAAUUUUAUAUCACCGAUAACCAGGCAAAAAAUGGAAGAUUUAGCAGCUGCUGCAUUGCUUGGAGGUGUAGUAUCAAAUAUUCAUAAAGUAUUUGAUCAGUAUUUAAAUUUUAUAUCACUGGAGGAUGAUUUAUUUAUUCUUAGACAUCAAAAUAGUGAUAUUAUAUCAUAUCAUGCGAUUAAUCGGGGUGAAGUGAAAGAUACUGAAAUGGAAUCUGUAAUGGAAAUUAUAGUUGACUGUCUGUUCUCUGUAUUUGUUACAUUGGGCACUGUUCCAGUUAUAAGGUGUCCAAGAGGAAAUGCUGCAGAAAUGGUUGCUAAAAUGAUUGAUAAAAAGUUAAGGGAAAAUGUUUGGGAUACAAGAAAUAAUUUAUUUGAAAGCGAAACAACUGGCCAUUAUAGUUUUCAAAGACCACUUUUAAUUAUAUUGGACCGUAAUGUAGACAUGGCUACACCAUUACAUCAUACAUGGACCUAUCAAGCAUUGGCACAUGAUGUAUUAGAAAUGGCACUGAAUAGACUUGUUGUCGAAGAAAAUGUGGGAAGGUCUCCUGCAGGAGGAACACGUUCGAAGACUAGAGCUUAUGAGCUAGAUAAUAGAGAUAGAUUUUGGUGCCAACAUAAAGGCAGUCCAUUCCCUAGAGUAGCUGAAGCUAUACAGGAAGAAUUAGAACAGUAUCGUACUUUUGAAGAUGAUGUUAAAAAGCUUAAAUCAUCUAUGGGUAUUGAUAAUGACAGUGAAGUGGCAUUAUCAAUGGUUUCCAAUAAUACAGCUCGUUUGACAAAUGCUGUUAAUAAUUUACCACAACUUUUGGAAAUGAAACGAUUAAUAGAUAUGCAUACGUCAAUUGCAACAGGUAUUUUGAAUUUUAUAAAGUCUAGAAGACUUGAUACAUUUUUUGAAUUAGAAGAAAAAAUAAUGAGCAAACAAACAUUGGAUAGAAGUGUAUUAGAAACAAUAAGUGAUCCAGAUUGUGGUACUCCAGAAGAUAAAUUACGUCUUGCUAUUAUAUAUUAUAUUUGUACAAAUAUGUCAGACAGUGAAUAUAGCAAACUUGAAGCAGCAUUAUCUGCUGCAGGAUGUGACUUAAAUCCUCUUAUAUACAUAAAACGAUUAAGAAGUUACACUAGAAUAGCAGAAAUCCAAAACAGUUAUGAAGGUGGUGGAACUAAAACAGUUAGUAUGUUUUCAAAACUAAUGAAUCAAGGAUCAUCUUUUGUAAUGGAAGGGGUAAAAAAUUUAGUAGUUAAGAAACAUAACUUACCAGUCACAAAAAUAGUUGAUGAAUUAAUGGAAUCAAGACAAUCAUCCCAAACUGAUGAUUAUUGUUAUUUAGAUCCAAAACAACUAAAACAUACAGAACAAAUGCCAAAGAAUAGACCUACAUUCCAAGAUGUAAUUGUUUUUAUAGUUGGUGGUGGAAAUUACAUAGAAUAUCAAAACUUAGUGGACUAUGUAAAACAAAAAAGUGGGGCUGGGGUUAAUAAACGAAUCACAUAUGGUUCUACAACAUUUAUUAAUGCAAAACAAUUACUAAAACAACUCUCACUCUUGGGACAGGAAGUUCACUCAUAAUUUGCAUAUUAUACAAUAAAUACCCAAAAAAUACUUAUGUCCUACUUUCUUAUAGCGUACAGUAAUUUUUCAUAUUGCUGUUAUUGAUUCCCUGUAAAAAUGUAAAAUAAAUAAAAUACAUUUAAUUAUUUUAGAUAUAA